Amoebophrya sp. A25 is the source of this 1729-nucleotide messenger RNA. NCBI's taxonomy places the organism in Eukaryota, Dinophyceae, Syndiniales, Amoebophryaceae. The record is from the annotation of a GenBank genome assembly.
GAACAGAGUGCUUGUGUAACGGAUAACCUCCUCGCAAACCAACUUUUUUUCCUGAAAGAAGCAAACCUAACCUCCCGAAUAUCAUAGGUAUUGAUACACGAACAGAAACAAAAGAGGCAAAAUGAUGUCGUCGCGUCUUUUUCAAAAAGAGAAGCUCUUUGUCGGUCCUCACCGAGCUGGCGUUGGUACGCUUGGUCGCGGUUGCGUGAUCUUCUUGCUUGCCAACAUGAUCAGUGGAGGGGAAGCCAGUUACGUCGCCUUGGCAGGCCAAGAGCCUACGGAGGGGUUUGUAGCCGGGACUAUAAAGAAAAUCCUUAAAAGCAAGAAGGGUGGGAACACGAGCAAGACAUUUGUGUAUUUGGAUGUCGGGAUGAAUCUUGAGCCUGAGGGCGUUGCAAGUGCAGGAACAGCUGGAAGCGCAGGAUCUGGAAGCUCUGCGCCACCACGUGGACCCUUGGACGAAGAAAAGUCUAUGCAGAUUCUCGAAAUAUUGGUACCGGCAUUGCAAUCGCAAACCGGACCGGACUCGCGCUCGCAACCGAAGUGGAGCGACGUAGUUUUUCUUGUCGGAGGCGACCACCCAAUUCCCGCCAGGGAAUAUAUACCUAUAUCUGAUGCACCUGCGCCGAAGCCGAAGCCGCAAGCUUUUAGUGUCCACUGCAGUAACGGCGCCGGAGAUGAUGCUCAUGAUACGUCUGCUGAUCCUGUCGAACAUAUUAUGGGGCCUCCAGCGUUAGCGUUUUUGCGGGAGUUCGGCGGGCGUCGCAAGCAAGGAUUUCUCGGGUUCGGCUCUGAGGAGCAGCCAUCACUAUCUCCGGCUAAAAUGAAGCACAUUGCAGCUAGCGUAAGCGAUGUCAUCGUGGACGUCUUUUACAGCUCGAACGGUGACAAUGCUCGCGUGCAUGUCCAUGUCUUGCGUCAGGAGGAUCCUCAAAUGCCGGGGAGAUAUGCCACUACAGCACGUCACGAAUUUGAGGUGCAGCAAGAUUUAGAAACUUCCGUUCAGCAUGAGGUAGCGCCGCACCUACAGAUGAUGAUAUUGAACGCGCGAAACGCGAUGAUAUUGGACGCGCAAAAGAAGUGGAAAAAUUUCCUGGGGCACUUAGUGGAUGAAGUAUUGGGUUGUUAGAGAUUUAAUUUAUGAGAAGAUUAUGUAUAUUAUCGAGAUGAACCUAACCUUUGGACGAUGUUUGUUUUUGGCGUUUUGGACGAUGUUUCCUUUUGGCGUUUCGGACUAUGGCGGGUGCCAGGAGGCUGGCGAAUGUGCUACUACUUAUUCUAUUACUAAUUUAGAAUGUAUUAAGAUCGGGCAUCGUCGAUCUCGAUUGGUGCGUUUAUUGUUCAGGUCGUUGACGAUGUCGAGACUCGUAAUGGCAAAGACGAGUCAAUGCAUCGCAUUGGCCUUGUGCCAUAGUACACAAGUGCCACCAACAAAGCUACUUCAAGUUGAGACAUGCCAUAGAGAGUAGAAAAAAUAGGAAGGACAGUGGAGUCAUGUCAUCUUUCGUAUUCUUCAAUGAAAAGAGAAGGCAUGAGGCGAAAUGCAAAGCAGAAGAAAAGGUCGAAGAGCUCAAAUAUUAAUUUAUCUAAAUCUUAACUCCAAACUUAACGUUAACCCGUGAAUUCUGGGUAACCGCAUGGAAAAAAAAGGAAGGAUACCAAUAUCAGAGGCAGAGGUGCACCGCGACACAAUUGCUCCCUUGUUAUCGGCGCGCUCAAUUGAUGUCAC